AUGAGCCUCGAGGCGGAGCGUCCCCUGCCGUUAUCGCUGUCGGACGCCUCUUUCACGACCUCACCGGCGCUGCAGCUCGGUUCCGAGCGCAGCGUCAGCGAGAUGGAGUUCGACAUGGUGGCGCCGGCACUCACUGCGACGCUGCUGCUGGCAAACACAUCCGAGGUGCCGCUGGGCUACAAGGCCAAGACCAACGCUCCGCGGCGCUGGCUCGUGCGCCCGAACAUUGCAGCCAUCCCGCCAGGCGGCACGCUCCGCGUGAGCCUGUCGCUGCUCGGGCCUCCGGGCAGCCUCCUCGCUGUUAGCUCGCUCAACGAGGACCGGGUGCUGAUCCUCUCGGCGCCGCUCGAGGAGGAGGAGGUGGUGGAGGCGCUCGAGCAGCGGCGGGAGAUCCCUUCCAGCCUGCACGAGGCUGCGCCCGCCGCCUCUGUCUGCCGGCUCUCCGUCCGCUUGCUGCUGCAGCCGCCCUCAGCGCUGCCCUCUCCGCGCGCCGGCUCGUCCUCGUCUGGCUCGCGGCCGCCCUCUGUCGCCGACGCGCCCCGCGCUCCCGCCGCCUCGCCGCCAUCGACGCCCUCGCCGCCGCCGCGGAGAGCGGACGCCAGCCCUCCCGACGCCACGCCCGGCUUUGCAAAGCUGGCCGUCGCCGAGCGAGUCGCGCGGCUGCAGCGGGCAGAACGCGCUCGCGCCUGCCGGCGCCCCCUGCGCCUCCGCCCUGAUCCUCGUCCGGACGUGUGCUCGAAGGCGCAUCCGCCGCCUCACGCCGGCGCCGCCGACUCGGGAAGCGGCGUCGACGAGACGUCUCCGCCCUCAGCCGCCCUCCCGUGCACCUUCAGCAGCCCGCUAGCCGCCUCCGGGCUCGGGGCGGGCUCGGCGGUGCUUGCGGAGAAGGCGGCCGCGGCGGGGCCGGACGAGGAGGAGGAGGACGAGGCGGCGGCGGCGAGGCGCGAGAGGGCUGUCCGGUGGGCCGUCCGCUUGCUGCCCGCCGCCCGGGACGGCGCGGCCGCAGAGUGGGUCGUCUGGCUGGCGCGGCUCUUCGAGCUCUUCUUCGCGGCGAGCGACGAGCUCGAGCCGUGGCUCAAGUGGAAGGCGUACGACGUGGUGUGGGCCGCGCUGCUGCUGCUGCUCGCGCGCCGCUCGAGGCGGAUCGCGAGGUUACGGGAGGUGCUCGACCUCUGA
Emiliania huxleyi CCMP1516 is the source of this 1176-nucleotide messenger RNA. RefSeq lists its product as hypothetical. The coding region runs from base 1 to 1176 and encodes 391 amino acids. The transcript is spliced from 4 exons. Lineage: Eukaryota; Haptophyta; Isochrysidales; Noelaerhabdaceae. The record is from RefSeq and is a predicted model, not a curated record.